AUGGCCAAGCUGCUGUCUAGUCAAGUCAAAGUCAAAGAUGGCAGCUACAGCUUCUCCUUGGAGUCGGUGAAGGUCCUGAAGAGGCUGAUGGAGGCGCAGGCCCGGGAGAUGGAGGUCAAGGCCCUGGCCAGCCCCCGCUUCGACCCAUUCCAUCACACGACGCCCGGGGCACAGCUCUGCAACAACCCCACCCUGCCGCAGGAGAUGAAGGCAGUGUGCAUGGAGCCCCAGUGUCAUGACCUCUUCGUCAGAUUCGUGGCUCUCAUCACUCCAUCAUCGGAUCCGUGCGAGAUCUGUGUCAGCCCGGCGUGUACCGGCUGCUAUUGA
Molecule: messenger RNA, 327 nt
Organism: Engraulis encrasicolus (European anchovy)
Lineage: Eukaryota; Metazoa; Chordata; Actinopteri; Clupeiformes; Engraulidae
Product: guanylin-like
Exons: 4
Coding region: 1-327 (108 amino acids)
Cellular component (GO): extracellular region
Molecular function (GO): guanylate cyclase activator activity
Source: RefSeq, a predicted model, not a curated record